This is a messenger RNA of Trypanosoma rangeli, 714 nucleotides long. Its product is annotated as putative SNARE protein. The transcript has a single exon. NCBI's taxonomy places the organism in Eukaryota, Euglenozoa, Kinetoplastea, Trypanosomatida, Trypanosomatidae. Bases 1 to 714 code for a protein of 237 amino acids. The record is from RefSeq and is a predicted model, not a curated record.
AUGGACACCAGUGAGCAGGAGACGUCUGCGGAGAAGCAGCUGCGGCAAGCGAGGGGUGAUGUGGCGGUGCUUAGUCGGCUUGUGGCCGAGGCGGAAAGAGGUGGUUCGGUGCCGUAUGAGAACGUGCAAGAGCGAAUGGAAAACGUUCGUGUAGUGUUGCUGGCGCUGUCCGAGGGACGAUUGGGUUCCCAGACGUCAGGUGUCGCCGCCACUUCUUCGGCAAUGUGGCAAACGUCGAGUAUGCAUGCGCGAGCUGCGGGUAAUCAGGCAGUGACUGACAUGCAGCGACGCCUGGCACAGCAGCUGCUCGCGGAGCUCAAUUUGAUUGAAGUAUCUUUGCAGCGCUCGAGGCGGAAGGCGUUGCAGCGCCAGACGCACAUUUCGGAGGUUGAGCAACUUCUUGGAACUAUGCGGGCCAGUGGCGGUCGUGAUGAGCUUUCCUCCCUACACCACUUGGAGGAUGAAAGAAAAUCUCUGCAUUACGCACGUGUACGUGUUCGGGCAGUGCUGGACGAAAGUAACUCGGUUAUGAAGGCAUUACGGGAUCAGGGCGGGCGACUUGAAGGAACAGGUAGCAAAGUUACAGAUGUACUGGAGUCUAUUGGUGUGGCGAAUUCAACUAUUCUUCAGAUUCUGCGUCGCAAUAGAAUGGACGCAUGGCUCGUGUAUGGGGGUAUAGCCCUGACGAUGCUAAUCAUUUACUAUCUAUGGUGA